UAAUUAUGUAUCAGAUUUUAAUUGGUUUCCUCAAGUGGGCAGGUUUCUUGGCUUUAGGUUACUUCUUAUACCUUGUUUAUGCCUUGUUGGUGUAUCCUUAUAUGUGCUGGAGGAAGUAUAAGAAAUAUAGCAAUGUGUAUACUACUCCUACGUUUAUUCCUAUACUUGGAGAUCUUAAAAGAAUAAAUGAAGACAUGAAGAAAGGAAGAGUGCAUUACUAUGAAAAGAUGCAAAAAGCUUCAGAGAUGAAAGGCAAGGAUAUUAGGAUUAAGUUUGAAGGAUAUAAUCCUCUUAUACUUCUUCAAUCUAAUAAAGCUAUUGAAGAAUUUGCUAAACUUGUACCUUCUAAAGUUGAUAGAGUAAACACAGGAAGAGGACUUGGCAAAGUCGGUUUAGGUACAUUCUUAUUUGAGAAGAGUACUAAGAGAACUGUUAUGAGAAGGAAAAUACUUACUAGCUUCUUGAGCCUUAAUAGUUCAUCAAGACAUAUCCCAGCUAUGAUGAGGCAUACUUCAGAUGUACUUAAACCUUUAAAACAAGGACAGAGCUACGAUUUCAUUGAUAUUGCCAAUGUUCUCACUUUUAAUAUCUUUACCAGUGUCUUGUUUGGAGAUGAUAUGGUUGAGCUUGCUAAUAGAGUGAGACCAUAUCAAAACCCAGAUGGAACUACAUCAAUGCUUCCAUUGAGAGAUAUUAUAAUCAAUUCAUUUAAAAGUCACUUUGUGCAGAUUUUCCAUCCUUUGACUGCAACCUGUAAGCCUUUAGCAGAUGCUAAUAUAAUCAACCCCUUUAAGAGAGAUCAUGAGAACUAUCAAGUAUUCCUUGAAGGAAUGAAAGAACUCUACAAAAACUGCAAGGAUGAAACAUCUAUCUGUAUGCAGAUCCUGAAAAAUGAACAGACCACAGAAAGUGAGAAAAUGAGUGAUUUAAAUACCUUCAUUCUUGCAGGAGCUGAAACUUCUUCACAUGGAAUAGUAUCAACUCUCUUCUUCUUGAAGAAACACCCCGAAACAUUUGCUAAGCUAAGAAAAGAGAUCCAAGAUGCAAGAAUCAACAAAGAGACUGUUACCAAUGAAAGCUUGACUAGAGAGAAGAUUGAAGAGUUGGACUACCUCUCUUGUGUCAUCAAAGAAUCUCUCAGAAUUGAUGGACCAGGAGCAGAAUCGUUCUUUUACUCUGCAAAGCAGAAUAUUAAAUUAUGAGGAGUUCCUAUUCCUAAAGGAUUUCCUAUCAAGGUUGAUUUAUUUUCUGGGCACUAUAACGAAGAAUAUUGGAAAGAUCCAACAAAUUUCGUGCCAGAAAGAUAUGACCAAGAAUCAGAGUUCUAUAAACAAGCUGAGAAAGAAGGGAAAAUUGGAAGAGGGUUCUCCACAAGACCUUUCUCCCAUGGGUUCAGAGCCUGUCCAGGCCAAUCUUUUGCAGUUCUUGAGAUGAAAGUAGCUAUCAUUGUCAUUCUUACUCUUAUUGAUUACGAAGUUGAUCCAGAGUUAUUCCAAAAAGAUGGUGUAGGAUUUGGAAUAGGCAGCACUAUAGUUCCAUCAUUCAAAGUAGAUUGGCAAUCUUAGAAUGUUCAUAGUUCAUCUCAGUCUUUACAAAAUUCAAUAU
Moneuplotes crassus is the source of this 1605-nucleotide messenger RNA. NCBI's taxonomy places the organism in Eukaryota, Ciliophora, Spirotrichea, Euplotida, Euplotidae. The record is from the annotation of a GenBank genome assembly.